AUGGAUGAAGCAAAGACACUCUUGAACGAACUCAUUGGUAAAUUCAAGAAUCCAGUCGAAAAGCAGGUUCUUGCGGCUCUAAGCUUACAAAUGAAGGAAGGUAGACACAAGAUAGAAAGUGUGACAAAGACAUUGCAGGAAAACAUGCAGCUGUUUAGGAAGAAAAACAUGCAGCUGGAGUCUGAAGUCAGGAAGUACUCGUAUGCGCUAACUAAGAAAAAUGAUACAUUCGCAGAGCUCAAUACCGAGAAGCUAAGACUUGCAAAGAAAAUAGUUGAGCUGGAAGAUGAAAAUGAAAAACUCCGAGCAAGUAUUAUAGAGACCGAUAAGAAAAUACAAGAAGCAGAAGAAAAGAUUAGAAACAUGAAUAGGCCAUCAUUCAAUGAAAUAUACCUGGAGAUAGUGAAAGGAUUUGGAAUGGAAUUUGUUGAAAAGAGCGAUGGCACGUGGCUAAGGAUAAAAAGUCGCAAGAUGAACGAUGUUUUCAUGAUGCCAAUAGAUACAUGCACAAAUAUGCUUGAUGUUGCAGAUAUGGUCUGGGUAAAGAUUUGA
Ordospora colligata OC4 is the source of this 552-nucleotide messenger RNA. RefSeq lists its product as uncharacterized. The transcript has a single exon. Bases 1 to 552 code for a protein of 183 amino acids. The record is from RefSeq and is a predicted model, not a curated record. NCBI's taxonomy places the organism in Eukaryota, Fungi, Microsporidia, Ordosporidae.